AUGCAAAAACCACCACCACCACCACCACAACAACAACAACAACAACAGCAAUUACUUGUUAAACAUGAACCAAUGUCAUUUGAUGAACAACAAAUUAAAACUGAAGCACAUGAUGAUUCAUUAAAUGAAUCAAUUAAUACAAUUAAAACUCGUUCUGAUCCAUAUCAAUCUGUACCACCUCAUGUUCUCGAACAAAUUGAUGAAGUCAUAAACGAUGUUAUUUCCGGUGCCGGUAUGAUUCCUCAAGAAGUAUCUUCUAACACUCAUCCUUCAUCAACACCUGUUCAGAUAGUUCCAUUAACUCAACCUAAAAUUCAACCCCAACAUAUGAUUACAACUCAUCAUCCAUAUAUUCAACAACAACAACAAAUACAUGAAUGGUCUAAUUAUCAACAACAACCAACAUUAAAUAUAGCUGCUAUGCGUGGUCCACCAUCAUAUACACAUUAUCAUUCUCAACAACAACAACAUCAUCAUGAUCUUUUACCAGCAACAACAAAUGUUAUUAAUACAGCUGGUGUACAACAUCCUGAACAACAACAAAUAGUUGCUGAACGUAUAUCAUCUAUUUUAGCAUCAUCACCACAUGAACAACAACAAACAACAAUAUCACAAACACCUAUACAAAUAAAACGUGCUUGGCCAAUGAAUCAACAUCAACAAAGUGGUGAUAAUCAUUUUCUUGGUAGAUCUAUUUCAUCUCAACAACAACAACAAAUACAUGAAUGGUCUAAUUAUCAACAACAAC
This is a messenger RNA of Rotaria sordida, 748 nucleotides long. NCBI's taxonomy places the organism in Eukaryota, Metazoa, Rotifera, Eurotatoria, Philodinida, Philodinidae. The record is from the annotation of a GenBank genome assembly.